AUGUUGAAGUACAGUAUACUGUUAGUCCUGAUCGCUGUCCCUGCAUAUUGUGAUUUACUUUCGGAAGCUGGCGAAUUUUUUUCAAAGCAGUUUACCGAUUUCAAAUCACUUUUUGCAAAGGAUGAAAAACAAUUACAACAAAGUGUAGAGCGAGUGAAAAAUCUUUUGGCGACAAUCCAAGAUAAAAUGGCAAUAUUAAAACCAUUGGCUAACGACGAGCAGAAAAAAGUAUUGGAUAAAGUUGGCAAUCUAAUUUCCCAAGUCAACGAUUUCCAAAAAAAUGUGUUUCAAGCUAAAAUGGAAUUCAAUCAGAAAGAGACUAGUUGGGAGAAUCUUGUCAAAAAGUUUUUUGUUACCGAAGGUCUCAGCAAGAUUAUAGCAUUGCUGCAGAAGUCAAAUGGUGCACCUGCAACAUUUGCAACCUAUCUGCUCACCUGUACUGUUCCUCUUUUGAUCAAUGCUUUACGAGAGUAA
This is a messenger RNA of Acanthocheilonema viteae, 474 nucleotides long. NCBI's taxonomy places the organism in Eukaryota, Metazoa, Nematoda, Chromadorea, Rhabditida, Onchocercidae. The record is from the annotation of a GenBank genome assembly.